GACCAGGUGACAGAGCUUUUCUUCACAUCGCGAAAAAUCUUACCACUGACGAUAAGUGGACAGAACUUGGAAUUAACCUUGGAAUUACUAAUGCAAAUCUAGACAAAAUAAGAGCUAACUGCGAAGAAAUACAAGAACGCGCAUAUCAGAUGCUUAUUAMAUGGAGAGAGUGCACUGGAAACCCAACUCGACAAUCCCUCAUAGAGGCGUUAAGGAGUUGUGGAUAUAUUCAACUUAUCGAAGAAAUUAAAG
Actinia tenebrosa (Australian red waratah sea anemone) is the source of this 252-nucleotide messenger RNA. RefSeq lists its product as uncharacterized. The record is from RefSeq and is a predicted model, not a curated record. NCBI's taxonomy places the organism in Eukaryota, Metazoa, Cnidaria, Anthozoa, Actiniaria, Actiniidae.